AAGCCGUAUUCCUGUCCUGAUUGCGGGAAAUGUUUUUUACGGAAGUCCAAUCUUUACACACAUCAGAGAUCUCACACGGGGGAGAAGCCGUAUUCUUGUCCUGAGUGUGGGAAAUGUUUUUCACAGAGAUCCAGUCUUUUCACACACCAGAGAUCUCACACGGGGGAGAAGCCGUAUUCCUGUCCUGAGUGCAGGAAAUGUUUUUCACAGAAGUCCCAUCUUUCCAAACAUCAGAAAUCUCACACGGGGGAGAAGCCGUAUUCCUGUCCUGAGUGCAGGAAAUGUUUUUCACAGAAGUCCAAUCUUUCCAAACAUCAGAGAUCUCACACGGGGGAGAAGCCGUAUGCCUGUCCUGAGUGUGGGAAAUGUUUUACACAGAAGUCCCAUGUUUACACACAUCAGAGAUCUCACACGGGGGAGAAACCCUUUUCCUGUACUGAGUGUGGGAAGUGUUUCCGUUUUAAAUCCAAACUUAAUGUGCAUAAAAGAUCUCACACAGGGGAGAAGCCGUAUUCCUGUCCUGAGUGCGGGAAAUAUUUUUCAAAGAAGUCUGAUCUUAAUAGACAUCAGAGAUCUCACACGGGGGAGAAGCCGUUUUCCUGUCCUGAGUGCGGGAAAUAUUUUUCAAUGAAGUCCGAUCUUAACAUACAUCUGAGAUCUCACACGGGGGAGAAGCAACAUUCUUGUCCUGAGUGCGGGAAAUGUUUUUCAGAGAAGUCCCAUCUUCACACACAUGAGAGAUCUCACACAGGAGAGAAGCCGUAUUCCUGUACUGAGUGUGGGAAAUGUUUUUCAGUGAAGUCCAAUCUUACCAAACAUCUGAGAUCUCACACGGGGGAGAAGCCAUAUUCCUGUACCGAGUGCGGGAAAUGUUUUUCAAUGAAUUACGAUCUUAACAUACAUCUGAGAUCUCACACGGGUGAGAAGCCAUAUUCCUGUCCUGAGUGCGGGAAAUGUUUUUCAGUCAAGUCCAGUCUUUACAAACAUCAGAGAUCUCACACGGGGGAGAAGCCGUAUUCCUGUCCUGAGUGCCGAAAAUGUUUUUCACACAAUUACGAUCUUUACAGACAUCAGAGAUCUCACACAGGCGAGAAGCCACACUCCUGUCCUCAGUGCGGGAAAUGUUUUUCACAGAAGUGCGAUCUUUACAGACAUCAGAGAUCUCACAGAUAUACUGAGACAUUUCAUUGUCCAUUAUGUGAUAACCCUGUUUUAAAGCCUUUUGAUUAUCAGGUAUAA
Molecule: messenger RNA, 1239 nt
Organism: Rana temporaria (common frog)
Lineage: Eukaryota; Metazoa; Chordata; Amphibia; Anura; Ranidae
Product: gastrula zinc finger protein XlCGF28.1-like
Exons: 3
Source: RefSeq, a predicted model, not a curated record